AUUGUUCGAGACUCUCCCUCUGACACGACAAGAAGACAAAGUCAAAGGAGGAGCACAAUAUGGUUUUCAUGGGAGAGGAGUAUACUUGACGUGGAAGGACGUUUGGGUGACAGUUUCCAAUGUAAAAGAAGGCACCAAAUCCUUUCUGCAAGGACUUAAUGGUUAUGCAACUCCCGGUCAGCUCCUAGCGAUCAUGGGUCCUUCUGGUUGUGGCAAAUCAACUCUUCUGGAUGCGGCAAAUCAACUCUUCUGGAUGCAUUGUCUGGGAGGCUAGGCACAAAGAUGAAGCGGUGUGGCGAAAUUCUGAUUAAUGGCCGACAACAAGAGCUUGCAUAUGGGACAUCGGCCUACGUGACUGAUAAUGACAUCCUAACAUGGACAUUGACCGUUAGAGAAGCUGUCUACUAUUCUGCUAACCUCCAACUGCCAAAUGCAAUGUCGAGAUCAGAGAAAAAAGAGAGAGCAGAGAGAACGAUAAGGGAAAUGGGAUUGCUUCCUUGCUUUGAUACUAGAAUUGGAGGCUGGGGCAUUAAAGGCCUCAGUAACGGGCAAAAGAGGAGAGUGAGCAUUUGCAUGGAAAUUUUGACGCGACCCAAGCUUCUCUUCCUUGAUGAGCCAACAAGUGGACUCGACAGUGCUGCUGCAUACUGUAUUGUAAAUAGAAUUGUUAGACUGGCUCGGCAUUAUGGGAUGACUGUGGUAGCAUCUUUGCAUCAACCUAGCAGUGAAGCCUUCAAGCUCCUUGACAAUCUUUGCCUCCUCUGUUUGGGUAGGACAAUAUACUUUGGACCUGCCUAUGCUGCAAAUCAGUUUUUUGCAGGGAAUGGCUUUCCAUGUCCUGCUCUCCAGAAUCCAGCAGAUCAUUAUCUGAGGAUGGUCAACAGUGAUUUCAGUGAGGACAUUCAAUACGGUGCUGGAGGAAAGACAACCACAAGGGAAGUAAUUGAUAUGCUGGCAGAAUCUUAUAGAUCGUCUGAUGCCUAUAAAGAUAUCCUGAGACAAGCGGCAGAGAUGGAUAAACAAAGCACUGGUACGAUGGAGAAGAAGGGGAGCCCCGCAAGCUUCUUUAUACACUGCCUCGUCCUCAUUGAAAGGUCAUUUCUGAAUAUGUACCGUGAUGUAGGGUACUACUGGUUGCGCCUUGGUAUAAACAUUGCAUUAGGUUUUGGGUUGGGUACCGUGUUCCAUAAUGUUGGAAACAGUUACAGCUCCAUCAAUGCCAGAGGUUCUAUGCUUAUGUUUGUAGCAUCGUUAUUAACCAUCAUGGCUAUUGGAGGGUUCCCAUCAGUUGUGGAGGACAUAAAGGUCUUCAAGCGUGAAAGAUUAAAUGGGCAUUACGGUGUUGCAGCAUUUGUUGUCAGCAAUACAGUUUCUUCACUUCCUUUCUUGCUCCUAAUAUCUAUGAUUCCUGGAGCAAUUUCUUAUUACCUUGUUGGACUUCAGCAGGGAAGUGACAGGUUUUUGUACUUCAUAAUGGUACUCAUUGCAUGUCUUAUGUUGGUUGAGACCCUUGUGAUGAUUGUGGCGACCAUAGUGCCAAAUUUCCUCAUGGGACUCAUCACCGGUGCUGGACUUCAAGGUUUAAUGAUGUUAAGCGGCGGUUUCUUUCGACUUCCAAGUGAUUUACCAAAGAUUUUUUGGAAAUAUCCGAUGUACUACAUUGCCUUUCAUAAGUAUGCAUAUCAAGGACUAUACAAGAAUGAAUUCCAAGGGCUAGCAUUUCCCAAAAAUCUGUUGGCCGGAGGAUCUUCUAAUCUGGUAGAUGGUGAAACUAUUUUGAGGGAUAUCUGGCAGGUGGAGAUGGGUUACUCCAAGUGGAUUGAUCUGGAAAUCUUAUUUGGAAUGGUGAUAUUGUACAGACUCUUACUCUUUGGGGCUAUCAAGAUUGCAGAAAAGUUUUAACUUGUCAGGCUAGCACUAUAAUGGGGUUCGUUGGUUGGUUAUGUUAGCGCGAAGCAGCAGUUUGUAAAUUCCAAACUCCCACCAACAAGUAGGGUAGAAUGACACGAGUAGACGGCAAUGACAGUUUCUAAGCAGUGCAAAAGUAACUGAUUGAGAUUCCAUCACCUCUGGUGUCUUUAGUAUCCCCAGAGAUUGACGAAAAAGCAUCUAACUUGAUUUAUGGUCUGCUAGAUAACAUAAAAAACGGUUGAAACUGAACCUUUUCAAAU
Messenger RNA from Coffea arabica (coffee), 2171 nucleotides. The record is from RefSeq and is a predicted model, not a curated record. Lineage: Eukaryota; Viridiplantae; Streptophyta; Magnoliopsida; Gentianales; Rubiaceae.